Seminavis robusta is the source of this 1047-nucleotide messenger RNA. The record is from the annotation of a GenBank genome assembly. NCBI's taxonomy places the organism in Eukaryota, Bacillariophyta, Bacillariophyceae, Naviculales, Naviculaceae.
AUGGCCCAGCCUUUGACCAAUACCGUGGAGCUAAUCAAGUCUUCGUCCAGCCACAAAUUGGAAGAGCUCUCGGAGGAAAACACCGAGAACAAUUUGGAACAUGAUGACUUGUCGGUAUCUGCAUCCAUCCUGAUUGAGUCCAACGUGGUGGACUGCCAAUACUGGGAAGGAGAAGACAGCUUCAGUUUUCACACUUGGUAUGAAAUGGGCCAGGCCAUCGGUGAAGGUUCCUUUGGAAGUGUACACAAGUGCUUUCAGAGGCAGGGAGAAAAAGACAGUUCAAGCACCAUGGGAUCAUCCUUUGUUGUCAAAGCUGUGCCAGAUGAACUAUACAAUGAGAAAGAGAUAAAAAUCAUGGACCUGCUUGAUGAUUGCCCAAAUAUUGUCCAAGUGGUGGACUUGUUUCAUGACAAUGACGCAUCUUUCAUUGUCAUGGAAGAAAUGGAGGGGGGGGAUCUUUUUGAAAAGGUAUCCCAGAAUGGUGCUUACAGUGAGAAGAAAGCCAAAGUCCUUUUCAAGACUCUGCUGGAGACUAUCCAGUUCUGCCACUCCAGGGGCAUUGCCCACUGCGACAUCAAGCCCGAGAACAUUCUGCUCCAAUCGCAAGAGGAUGACACAACCAUCAAAGUUGCGGACUUCGGAUUGGCCAAACCUUUUCGAUACCCAAAUGGAAGGAAGGUCCCAAUGCAUGCCAUGCAGGGGACUUUUGAAUAUGCUGCUCCUGAAGUCUGGGAAGUCUUUGCUCCAGAUGAGGAAGACAAGGGAUAUGGUGAACGUUGUGAUAUUUGGAGUUGUGGUGUAGUCCUGUACUACCUCCUGUCUGGGUGCCUUCCCUUUGUUGGCAAAGAUGCUCGUGACACAAUUGAUCAAGUAUCCUUGGGCAGGUUUAAGUUCCCUCGUCGACAAUGGAACAAGGUGUCCUAUCAUGCCAAAUUCUUGAUUGCCCAGCUACUCCAGGUUGAUCCUGACGACAGGUGCACACUGAAAGAAGCCUUGAGCAGUCCCUGGUUCGAUGGGAUUGAAGAGCAAGCAACACGAGAAUUUUGA